AUGCGCUGGCUAAUGUAUGUCCUCAGUGCUACGGCGCUCAUCAGUUCUGCUACUGCUCAAGAGCAGCGAACGUAUUGCGACAGCUUAAAGCGCUGCUUCGCCUCAUUUACCAGUGACGGUGGCAUUACCUUUGGAAUCGCCAUUCCCGAGGGUGCUACUUCGGGCCAACCGUAUGAUGCCAUUUUCCAGAUCACUGCUCCCAUAGAGGUUGGUUGGGCUGGGUUGGCCUGGGGAGGGGCCAUGACAUAUAACCCCUGA
Messenger RNA from Colletotrichum spaethianum, 258 nucleotides. RefSeq lists its product as uncharacterized. Lineage: Eukaryota; Fungi; Ascomycota; Sordariomycetes; Glomerellales; Glomerellaceae. The transcript is spliced from 2 exons. Bases 1 to 258 code for a protein of 85 amino acids. The record is from RefSeq and is a predicted model, not a curated record.